Serinus canaria (Common canary) is the source of this 3077-nucleotide messenger RNA. It is a transcript of the gene LCTL, whose product is annotated as lactase like. Bases 9 to 1715 code for a protein of 568 amino acids. The record is from RefSeq and is a predicted model, not a curated record. Gene Ontology annotation, biological process: carbohydrate metabolic process. The transcript has 13 exons. Lineage: Eukaryota; Metazoa; Chordata; Aves; Passeriformes; Fringillidae. Gene Ontology annotation, molecular function: beta-glucosidase activity.
UGGUGAGGAUGAGGAGGGACACCCUGAGGUGCUGGGCUGUGCUGGUGGCAGUGAUGGCACUGAGCAUGGCUGACGACUUCCCAUGGACCAAGAACAACCCAGGCUCCUUCUACUACGGCACCUUCCCAGCUGGUUUCUUGUGGGGUGUGGGGAGUUCUGCCUACCAGACCGAGGGGGCCUGGGACAAGGAUGGCAAAGGGCCGAGCAUCUGGGAUGCCUUCACUCACAGGAAAGGGAAGGUGCUCGGCAACGAGACGGGAGAUUCCGCCUGCGAUGGCUACUACAGAGUCAAGGAUGACAUUCAGUUACUGAAGGAGCUGAAGGUGAAUCACUACCUCUUGUCUAUCUCAUGGCCCAGGAUUAUGCCCACAGGCAUCAAAGCUGAGCAACUGAACGAGAAGGGAAUACAGUUCUACAAUGACACAAUUAACAGUCUUCUGGAAAACAACAUCACCCCUAUUGUGAGCCUCUACCACUGGGAUCUGCCACAGGUUCUCCAAGAAAAGUAUGGUGGCUGGCAGAACAGAAGCAUGAUUAAUUAUUUUAAUGAUUAUGCAAAUCUGUGUUUUGAGAAGUUUGGUGACCGUGUGAAACACUGGAUUACAUUCAGCAACCCUUGGGCAGUGGCUGAAAAGGGCUAUGAAACAGGAGAACACGCACCAGGACUGAAGCUCGGCGGCUGCGGUGCCUACAAAGCUGCUCAUCACAUCAUUAAAACUCAUGCCAAGGUUUGGCACUCCUACAACACCACCUGGCGCAGGGAGCAGAGAGGGAUGGUUGGAAUUUCCCUAACGAGUGGCUGGGGGGAACCUGUUGAUCCACACAGCCAGACAGACAGAGAUGCUGCUGAAAGGUACAUCCAGUUCCACCUGGGAUGGUUUGCAAACCCCAUUUACAGAGGGGACUACCCAGAAGUUAUGAAGAAUUAUGUAGGUAGGAAGAGUGCCCAGCAGGGCCUGGGGACAUCAAGAUUACCAACUUUCUCAGUGCAAGAGAAAACCUAUAUUAAAGGCACCUCGGAUUUCCUGGGAAUUGGUCAUUUUACCACUCGUUAUGUUCUGCAGAAGAGCUUUCCCUUCCUCCAAGUGUCCAGCUACCACACUGACCCUGACCUGGCUGAACUGGUGGACCCCAGCUGGCCAGCCCCAGGCCCUAAGUGGCUCUACUCUGUGCCCUGGGGGUUCAGAAGGUUGCUCAACUUCAUUAAGACCCAGUAUGGGAACCCCCUGAUUUAUGUGACAGAGAAUGGAGUGUCUGAAACUGUGCAGUGCCCUCAGCUGUGUGAUGAGUGGAGGAUCCAGUACCUGAAGGGAUACAUCAAUGAGAUACUCAAAGCUCUAAACGACGGUGUAAAUGUCAAAGGCUACACUGCCUGGUCACUGCUGGAUAAAUUUGAAUGGAACAAAGGCUUCUCUGAAAGAUUUGGGCUUUACCACAUUGACUUCAAAAACAAGAACAAACCACGGUACCCAAAGGCAUCUGUUGACUACUAUAAAAAGAUUAUCAGUGCAAAUGGAUUCCCAAAUCCAAGAGAGGUGGAAAGCUGGCACCAGAAGGCCAUGGACACCUGCUCUGCCACACACCAACACCUUGCUGCAGAUUCCCUGAUUACUCACAUGGAAAUGGUGACAGAGAUUGUUCUUCCUACAGUUUUCACACUCUGCAUUCUCAUCAGUAUUGUCCUCCUCAUAUUCUACCUUCGAAACCACAGCUAAAAUUGAUGCUUGCACACAUCUUCAUUUGCCAAAAGACCUAAGGUGCAACUGCUUUAUUUGAGCAGUUUAAAUUUACCACAUCUGCUUCUUUUUAUACCCCUGUAAUGAAACAUUAUUUACCAAUCCACCUAGAGCUUUUAUCAUCUUUCUAUUCAAUUCCCAAAAUAUCUUUUUGUUUUUACCAAAAUACAUUCUCUUUCCGCUGAUUCUAAAGUAGAUUUUACAAUCCUUAUUAUUUUGGAAACUAUUACACAUUUUGUUAAUCAGAAAAAUAGUUAAGAGUAAAGUGAUUCAAAUCUUGCCAGUACAAAUUUCAAGUGAUUAAAAGCUGCUUGCAAAUUCUGAUUUCAGUCUGUUCAUCAACAGCAUUUUGAUUACCAUGUAAUUGCUAUUUGAAGAAAGACACGUGAUUUUAAAAUAGAAAAGGACUUAAAUAUUCCAAGAGCACUGCUUAAAUAUGAAUUUACUAUUGUCUAAAAGUUAGGAUAAUAUAUACCUUGCUAUUUAGGUGUGGGGAAGAGUUGCUUGAAGUGAGUAAUCCAAGGUGACAGCUUCUGAAUCAGAAUUAAACCACACCCCUGCAGUUUAAACUUACCUGAUACAACUUUAUAAUAUAUUACACACAAAAAUGUGGAUUUUAAGUAAUCCAAUACUUCCAAAAUUAAUAUUCCACCUUAAAUUCCCUUCUACUGCCGGUAGAAACAAGUACUAUAAAAACUUGGUUCCACAAUUCAGUUGGCUGUACUUGAAAUAUAACUUUGCUUGAAACCAGAAAUUAUAAAAAUUUAUAAUAAUAAUCUAUAAUUUAUAAUUUUUCAAAGCAUGAAUAUUGGGGGGUUUCCUUAUUCUUACUUACCCAUAGUUGAGUUUUUAAUACAAAAUACUUAUCUCAGAUUAUUUAGUCAGCAUGUACAAAACUAUGGAAUUGUUUAAAUUAGACCACCAAAAUGUUACCUCACUGAUUAAUCAACAUAACACAUGCAACUGCCAACAUAUUUAAAUGAUUAUGUCCAGCCAAUUAUACUGAAUUUGUUUUUUAAAAAAAUUAUGCAAAACAUAGAAGACAACACUGUUAAAAUAACUCACUUCACAUUGAAGGAAUAAAAUAAUUUGAAGAGGAGAGAGAAGUAUUGUCAAGAGUACUCCAAAAUAUAAAUGCAGGGACAAAGAAACCCAAAGUGGCUGAGGAUCCCAAGGCCCUGGAUGAAGAGCUUUCCAAAUCCUUCAGGAUGAUGAAGCACCACUCGAUCCCAGGAGAACAUAAUAUUGCUUGGUUUGUUAAGAUAAUUCACACUUUGAACAGUGUCUGAUUACAUUUUUAAUGAUCAAAAAAUUAAAUAUGAAACCUCAAAGUGCACAACU